AUGUUGGCAUCGGACGCAAACAAAUGGGCCAUGAGAGUGAAAUUUCCAUAUAAUGGUGACAAAGUCAAUGGGAUGGAAGGAAGGAAUGUCUUUAAAUUUAAGGAGCAACAAAAGAGAAAAUUCUCGUCCUUUCAUGAAGUUAUGGGACCAAUUUUAACAGUCAGUCAACUAUUUGGAUAUCUGCCAUCAUGUGGAGUUCUUGAAAGGAAUUGCAAUAAUGUUUACUUUAAGUGGACAUCAAUUCGAGUAAUUUAUACAAUCUUAUUCCUAUGUCUCGGAACAUUUGAAGUGAUAUUGAUGAUAAUCAAGGCUGUACAGGAUGGAAUCAGCCUGACGGAUGUUGAAGUAAUCAUGUUUUAUGGAUUUGCUGUAGCACGAGCAUACACAUUCCUCUAUUUAGCCACAAAGUGGAAAGAAAUUGUUGUCUUUUGGUACGACAAGGAGCGUCCCUUUCUCAAUGAGCCGUACACAAUGAGUCGCUUUAAUUUGUCAAUCAAGGUCUAUCUUAUUGGAUUUGUUUUCUUCAUUUUCUACUUGACUGAACAUUUAACGUUCAUCGGAGUGGAACUACAUGAUAACAACUAUCAGUUGACAUAUUGCAAUGUUACAAGUAUAUCCUUCUUAAACAACUACAUGAGACGAGAAAGACCUCAUUUAAUCGACAUCCUGCCAUAUCAUUGGUGGAUCUUUCCAUUUUUUCAAUGGACCAUAACAUUGAUGGCAUUCGGAUGGAAUUUUGUUGAUUAUUUCAUUAUAAGCAUCAGUCUCGGCUUAUCGACACGUUUCAAUCAGCUGAAUAGACGUUUAAUACAUGCAACAUCAAAUCAAAUGAGCCGUAAAUUUUGGCUCGACAUACGCGUGCAUUAUACAAAUCUUGUUGAUUUAUUACAUUUUAUUGAUAGGAAAAUUGCUCUGUUGAUACUCAUUAGUAUGUUGCAGAAGCUGUUUCUCAUCGCUACGAAAGUUUUUGAGGCUAUUAGAUAUGCAGAUCGACCGUUCCUGAUAAACCACAUUUACUUUUACUUUUAUCUCUUUUUUAUGGUUUUUCGGACACUAAUGAUGCUCUCCACAUGCUCGAAUAUUCAUAUUGAGGCACAAAAGCCAUUGAUUUCGAUUAGAAAUGCACCAGUAAGAUGUUGGGGUGAUGAUAUUAAGAGAUUAUCGGAUUUAAUUUCAUUCGAGAAUAUUUCAUUGACUGGAUGUGGAUUUUUUCUCAUCACCAGGCAAUUGAUUUUAACUAUGACAGGAACAAUCGUGACAUUUGAGUUGGUCUUACUAGACAGAGGAACUCGAGGCGACAACAGCACAUGGUGUUCAUAUUUUGAGAACAUGACUUUGUCAUAAAUUCAUCAAAUGGCAUUUAGAAAAAAAAACAGUUUUGUCGCGUCAUUCAGUUUAAUUAUAAUCCACUUGUCUGCAUUUCUUCUAUGACACUGUGACUUAUUAUAGCU
Messenger RNA from Chironomus riparius, 1451 nucleotides. NCBI's taxonomy places the organism in Eukaryota, Metazoa, Arthropoda, Insecta, Diptera, Chironomidae. The record is from the annotation of a GenBank genome assembly.